AGUACAGAAGAACAAGAGGAAGCAGCGGAGCCCGCGCUAUUUGUAAAGUAGCCUGUUUUAUUUUAUUUUACGAUUUAAACUUUAGUCAAAGUCAAUCACAUUGUACGUUUGAAACUGAAGACAGUCCUGCCAUUUAAUUUACACUAACCUUACUUCCGUAACUUUGUAAUCUGAAGUGACACACCAAUGACGUAGUAAAGAAGAAGCUAACGGAUGAGACACAGCUGUCAACGACCGGCUGGUUUCUGUCAACAAUGGCAAGGAGUUUGACGGGUUGUCGGGAUUCGUUUCUGCAGCGGACUCUAAAUCAGUUGUCGUCCAAACAGUGCCUAACAUUUAGCAAAGAGGAGUCCGUUCCUGUGGCAGUUAUUGCAAUUCAGCGUUACUUGAGCGACCAAAAGGACGUAGGAGACACAAGCACCUACAGCUACGACGUCACCGUAACAGACGGUGUUUGGAAGAGGAAAUGUUUUCUUCACCCGUCUCUGAAUCACCUCGUCAGCACGAACACACUGAAGACCGGGGAGAACAUCAGCAUCACCCAGUGCUCGUUUGUCUACAACGAGAGACGGCUGGGUCAUGGUUACAUACGAAUUGAGGAGGUUCGCUGCGGGUCCGGUGGGUCUGCGCUUUUGGACGGGAUCAAUGACGUCAGUCAACUGCCGAUGCUGGCCAAGGAUACUAUGGAGAGAAGCGAGGACCUGCGCAGUGACCUGCCGCUUCAACUGACCAGGAAACAUUACCUGCCACUGUGGAACAACGAAGACACCGCGGGAGACAUUUGGACCUCAGAGUGUCCCUCCUCCGACCGAGCACUGGACGUGUCAAAAAUUGAUUUCCUCUCUGAUCUGGGGACUGACAGAAAACUGUUGCUGCCACUCCUUGUGAGAGUCAUCCACAAAUCCAGGUUACAUUAUUACGGCAAGCAUGAACACGAAAUAGAUUUUCCUUACCAGGCCUAUUUUGAAGUUGCUGACAGAAGUGGAACCAUGUCCCUGGUACUUUGGAAUGACCUCUGCCCUCAGUUUUACCAGAGGAUAUGCAUUGGAACUGUGCUGCACCUCCAAAACUAUGUUGUGAAGAAAAGUUACCAGAAACGCACACGGCCCCAAAUGGACCAAUCUAGAUUCAAAUCCUUCCAACUUGUGGAGAUCGGCCUGAAUGUGCGAAACCCAGCCUCAGUCAUCACCGUGGUCUCUCCAAAAAGUGUCCAGCCUCAGUGGGGCUUGCCAGAGGUGUCCUACCAGUUCAUCCCAAGGUCACAGGUUGAAAGCCUAGCCAGCAACUCGGCCUGGGAUGUGAUCGGCUUGGUGAUGUUCGUGGGUCGCGUGGAGAGAGUGAAGAGCAAAGCGAGCACAGGUGCCGAGAAGUUCUGGACGUACCGCUGGGUCCAUGCAGUGGAUGAGACAUCGGCGCACCCGUUCAUCCUGGAGCUUUUCUCCUCCUCCCAGCCGGAAAUAUUCACCACCAUCUCCCCAAUGUCAUACAUAGUCUGCACUCAGAUGAGGGUUCGCAGCGUGGAAGGCUCACUUCCAUAUCUCACCAGCAGCUCUGAGACGCAGAUCUUCAUCACCGGUCAUCACAAGGGUCAACCGUAUGUAAAUGACAACAGGGUGAGGACCUUUAUCCAGUGGACCAAGACUCUGAAGGAUAACACGGUCCUCGAGAAGACUGCCGUCGGCGGUCAUUACUGUUACCCUCACUUACCCCGAACCUAUAGCCGGGCCAAACAAGAGGCUACAACCCCCAUGGUUGCUGCCUCUGACCUCAAGACUGAACUGGAGACCCUCAGCUACAGGGAGCGAAAGAAACUGGCUAUUCAAGGUCAAAUCACAGCAGUGAGAUACAUGAGGAGCUUUCUGGCUCCUCAGGAGGCCGAUGCUGAGCAGGUUCAACCAGACGCAGCAAAGAACGGCCUACAAACUGGGGACUACAGAUCUCAGACAACUCUGGGCUCACCAGUCCAGAGGAAGAGAAGGCGCCGUGCCAGGAACUUCACAGUGCCUCUGAGCAGCAGCAGCAGCAGUGAGCAUGACGAGGACAGGGAACAGCAGGCGGCAGCAGAGAGUCACUGUGCAGAGCAUUGCUGGGAGAGCAGCAAGUGGCCGCAGCAGCGUCUGGACGUGGCUGAGCAUGUGAGUCUGGGGCGUUUGCACCAGCAGAGCCUCAGUCGCAGGUUCAGUCUGGAGGAGAAGGAUGCCCAGCUGCAGUGGCUGAACCUGCAGCCAGGGAGGUGGAGCCCAGAGAGGAGCAGGGACACAGUGACGGAGGUGGACUGUCCUGGAUACUACCUCCUCACCAUCAUAGGAAUCAACAGGCAGAUUUCCAUCAACGCUGCCUUCUACCCUGUGACCUCCUGUGGCGACCCCAGAGCUGUGGGCCUCCCCACUGACCCCCACGACAACACAUUGUUAUCCUGCCUGACCUCCGGCUACAUCUAUCCACUAGGUGUCACUGCAGAGCGGAGAGCAUCCCCUCACCCUUCCCCUGGUAACUCCGACACCUCUCCUCAGUUCGCUAGCGUCACCACUCACGUACAUGACUGUCUUCCAGAGGAGCUGAUGCGGACGGCCUCCGAGCUGGAGGACACACACCUUGUGUGCGCCUUGGAUUUGUGUCAUAUGGGGGGACAGGAAAUAGAAGUGGUGGUCAGCAAGAUCUAUAAAAUGGCCGAUGUUUCUGACGAAUGACAACUGUCCUCCAUAACACAAUAAUGUUUGUAUGAAAACAAUAUUUUUCAAUGAAGAAUCUUUUGUUUCACUUUUUUAUUCAACGUUAAAAAAAAAAUUUUCAUCUGUUUUUGCGUGUAGUCGAUCAUUUCUUCAUGUCAGGAGAACACAUGGGCAUAAUCUUCAUGCCCGCUAACACUCUAGCUGGGCAGUGGGGGGCGUUAUACUUGCGGUGGAGAUCUACAACCUGCUGGUUUGGAGAAUUUCUGGCUAAGACAAGCAGUGGCGACAAAUCAGAAGCGAUAGUUUGGACAUGUGGAGGAGAGACAGAACAUUUUGGGGGAACUCCAGUGUUAGACAUGUCAGGUAGAAGAACAUGAGGAGGAUCGGUGCGACUACGCUGGAAGAUCUGUCACUUAAAACUCCCAGGUUGGAAUGAAAGCUGGUCCAUUAUGCCAACAUCAAGUGUGGCAAAGAGGAAUGUCCGAGUCACUGCUGAGAGCUCUUUGACCUGUAGGUCAGAUCUGGUAACUGACGCAGUGUUUUGUCACAUGACAUCGCAAAUCAAUAAUUUCAGAUGGCUCUGGUGUUUGAUCAGAGUCAGAGCCACCAGCUGGGUACGUGGCUACAGGAGCGGCACAACUACGCAUGUUUCAAAUAACAACUUGAUGAGUCACAGCAGAAGCAAAUCAAUGUUUUUGAAAGUCAAACAAAUACUACCCGCCACUCAUUCAUGGCUCUUAACAGCUGUCAAUGCACCGUAAUAACUAGACGCUUUAGCGAUUACCAUUGAAAGAGAAAAACCUUUAAAUAGUAUUCAGGAAUUAAAUGGUUUUGGCCACUGGGGUCGCCUUCUUUACUAAAUUAAUUUAUGGUUGCAAUUGAUAGACGAUUUACCCAACUUCAGUAAUAAAAUGAGAAAUGACUAUUUCUGUAAUUCUAUUUCAGAGCAGCAGUGAAUACAUAAUACGAUUCGUGCCACUAACAGCAGAUGGCCGAUGAUUUUUACAUGACAAUUUUGCACCACUGUAAAACUCCCAUCUUUGAAUUCUGAUGUUCUUAUCUAUGUCAGAGACGAUAAAUAUGUGAAAUAAAAUUGCGUUUUUGAAAAAAAUGCGAAAAUAUGAAGCACUUUUUGUCCAUUCCAAGCGCUUGUUCAAUCAAAGAGGCGACGAUUAAGGACUUGUUUCUCACAACAGCAAUUAAAAGCUCCGGAUUCAUUCCUCAGAGAACUCGUUCGGUCAGAAUCAAGCGAUGCAUAUGUUUAAAAAUAUUUAUUCUUCACAAUGACCAGGUUCUGAUUUAUAAAUAAUUCAAUAUAACAUUAUCAAGAUAGAUAUAUUUUUCCGGAUGUAAACGCAAUUAGUUAAUUUCUUUCCAACAACAUGAACAAUGUCCGUAAAGCUUAUUUUGAUGGUAAAUACAGAAAUGAAGGGGAGAAAACAAGCCGUACAAUGACUGUGCAACACCAACUCAAACACAAAAACAGCCUCGUCGCCUCUAGUAAGACACUUCAUUAUCUGUUACAAAAUGAUUUUAAUUUUAAAAUCAUGUAAUAUAUACUGUAUAUCUGUAAGCUAAGACAUACACAAUAAACAACUGUGCCGUCUAUUUUUUUUGUACAUUCUAUUUUACAAUAUAUCCACGUUUGUUCUGCUCUGAAGCCGCAGAAAUGGCUCGUAUGAAUCAGGUCGGUUUGUCCCUCGGUACAGAAAUGUUGAAGGGGAAACGAACAAAACACUUUCAGAUGAAAAAGCAACCACAAAAAUAGAAGUACCGUAGAAACAAUGUGAUUAUUCACAGCCAAUUUCAUUAAAAAAAAAAAAAAAAAAAAAAAAAAAAUCAGCCACAAAA
Molecule: messenger RNA, 4523 nt
Organism: Synchiropus splendidus (mandarinfish)
Lineage: Eukaryota; Metazoa; Chordata; Actinopteri; Syngnathiformes; Callionymidae
Gene: radx
Product: RPA1 related single stranded DNA binding protein
Exons: 13
Coding region: 255-2690 (811 amino acids)
Biological process (GO): regulation of DNA repair
Cellular component (GO): replication fork
Molecular function (GO): single-stranded DNA binding
Source: RefSeq, a predicted model, not a curated record